AUGUACUCCCAGCUCUGGUUCCUGACAGACCGCCGGAUCCGCGAGGACUACCCGCAGGUGCAGAUCCUGAGCGCCCUUCGGCAGCGCUGCUCUGAGCAGGACGUGCGCUUCCGGGCGGUGCUAAUGGACCAGCUCGCCGUCACGGUUGUCGGCGGCCACCUCGGCCUUCAGCUGAACCAAAAGGCACUUACCACUUUCCCAGAUGUGGUGCUUGUGCGGCUGUCCACACCCUCCGUGCAGUCAGACAGUGACAUCACUGUUUUGCGACACCUGGAGAAGUUGGGCUGCCGCUUAGUCAACCGCCCACAGAGCAUUUUAAACUGCAUCAACAAAUUCUGGACAUUCCAAGAGCUGGCUGGACAUGGGGUCCCUAUGCCAGACACAUUCUCCUAUGGUGGGCAUGAAGACUUUUCAAAAAUGAUUGAUGAAGCUGAGCCCCUGGGCUACCCAGUGGUGGUGAAGAGCACGCGAGGACACCGGGGAAAAGCUGUUUUUCUUGCAAGAGAUAAACAUCACCUUUCAGACAUCUGCCAUUUGAUCCGCCAUGAUGUGCCCUACCUGUUCCAGAAGUAUGUGAAAGAAUCACAUGGAAAAGAUAUCCGGGUGGUGGUCGUAGGGGGCCAAGUGAUAGGCUCUAUGCUUCGCUGCUCCACAGAUGGACGGAUGCAAAGCAACUGCUCUCUUGGUGGUGUGGGUGUCAUGUGCCCGCUGACGGAACAAGGCAAGCAGUUGGCUAUUCAAGUGUCCAAUAUCCUGGGCAUGGACUUCUGUGGCAUUGAUCUCCUCAUCAUGGAUGAUGGCUCCUUUGUGGUGUGUGAGGCAAAUGCCAAUGUUGGUUUUCUAGCAUUCGACCAAGCAUGCAACUUAGAUGUGGGUGGGAUCAUUGCAGACUACACCAUGUCUUUGCUGCCCAGUAGGCAGGUUGGGGAGAUGGCCCUCCUCCCAGGACUGUCUAGUCCCAAGGAGAAGAAAGAAGCAGAUGGCUGUGCUUCAGGUCAGGGAGUUGCAGAGAGUGUCUACACCAUAAAUAAUGGGUCUACCUCUAGUGAGAGUGAGCCUGAACUGGGAGAGAUCCGAGAUCCCUCAACAAGCACAGUGGGAGCCCCUCCCCCCAUGCUACCUGAACCUGGCUACAACAUCAACAACAGGAUUGCUUCUGAAUUAAAACUUAAGUGA
Chrysochloris asiatica (Cape golden mole) is the source of this 1176-nucleotide messenger RNA. It is a transcript of the gene RIMKLA, whose product is annotated as ribosomal modification protein rimK-like family member A. Gene Ontology annotation, molecular function: metal ion binding; ligase activity, forming carbon-nitrogen bonds; ATP binding. Lineage: Eukaryota; Metazoa; Chordata; Mammalia; Afrosoricida; Chrysochloridae. Gene Ontology annotation, cellular component: cytoplasm. Gene Ontology annotation, biological process: protein modification process. The record is from RefSeq and is a predicted model, not a curated record. The coding region runs from base 1 to 1176 and encodes 391 amino acids. The transcript is spliced from 5 exons.